This is a messenger RNA of Psammomys obesus (fat sand rat), 629 nucleotides long. Its product is annotated as tumor necrosis factor receptor superfamily member 22-like. The coding region runs from base 134 to 613 and encodes 159 amino acids. The transcript is spliced from 6 exons. Gene Ontology annotation, molecular function: tumor necrosis factor receptor activity; protein binding. Gene Ontology annotation, biological process: negative regulation of apoptotic process; regulation of stress-activated MAPK cascade; TRAIL-activated apoptotic signaling pathway. NCBI's taxonomy places the organism in Eukaryota, Metazoa, Chordata, Mammalia, Rodentia, Muridae. The record is from RefSeq and is a predicted model, not a curated record. Gene Ontology annotation, cellular component: plasma membrane; external side of plasma membrane; CD95 death-inducing signaling complex.
GCCAGCAUAUUCUCUUAAAUGCCAUCUCUCCAGCCCAAGAAAUGCCUCUCAAACUUUUGGUUCGAACUGGUGCCUCCAUCUGCAGCCCCACCGCAGGAAGCAGCCAUCAAAGCUUGAGCUACAGGUAACUGCUAUGCCACUCUCCAGAGAAAGCCAGAACAUCUCCAGCUGCGGCAGUGAUGAGUACCUGUCUAUGGGCCACUGCUGCAAGUUAUGUCCUGCAGGUAUGUUUGUCCAGGAGCACUGCCGGAUACCCCACACCCAAGGACAAUGUGAGAAAUGUUACCAAGGGACGUUCACAGAGGCUCCUAAUGGCCUAGAGUCUUGUAGGCUUUGCUCCAGGUGUCAUAAAGACCAGAAAAUCAUAGCCAAUUGCUCUGCCACCAGUGACCAGAAAUGCCAGUGCCAAACUCAGCUUUACUGCAAUGACCCAAAUUUCCCAGAAACCUGCCUCCCACUUAGCAAGUGUCCCCAGGGAGUCCCUGUCCUCCAGAAACGCAACUCCACAGCAAACACAUUGUGUAAUCCAUCUACCUCAGAUCACAGAAACCGGCUAUUCCUACUGACAACACUAAUUCCAAUCUUGCUAAUUGCUGGUGUCUACAAUGCCUAAGAGAAUAAAGGUUCUA